AAAUUUCUGAGUAACAAACAACAAUGCGUCAAGAGAACAGGGACGACAAAAAAAGAAACAAAGCUCAAUUUUGUGUCUUACUAUUUGCUUCUUAAAUACCGCGCCGCCCUGCAAACUGGCUGUGUUUUCUUUUUGUGCACCCUGUUUGAUUACUUCUCCAAGAUAGUUUAAAAACCCAUUUCGGCUGACCCCUCCCUUCCGCCCCCUGCAAAGAAUUAUUUUUUACCUCUCUGUGACCCAUUCGCAUACCCUCACAAUGCCGCUGGUAAAGGCUUCUGUUGAAGUCAACGAAGAUACCAGGAUCCUGGGAUACGACCCUCUCCUCUCUCCUCAAUUCCUCCAGACAGAAAUCCGUGCUCCAAAACUAGCUAUUGAAACAGUUCAAUCCGGCCGCAGCCAGGCGAUUGAAAUCAUUGAACAACGCGAUGACCGUCUCCUCGUUGUAUGCGGGCCAUGCUCGAUCCACGACCCAGAUACCGCCCUAGAAUAUGCUAGACGACUGAAGAGCCUCUCUGACAAGCUGAAGUCGGAUCUCUGUAUCAUCAUGCGCGCCUAUUUAGAGAAGCCCCGCACCACCGUCGGGUGGAAGGGCUUGAUCAACGACCCAGACAUCGAUGAAUCUUACAACAUCAACAAGGGCUUACGCAUCUCGAGAAAGCUCUAUGCUGACUUGAACGGCAUGGGCAUGCCCAUCGCCAGCGAAAUGCUGGACACAAUCUCCCCCCAAUUUCUUGCAGACCUGAUUUCCCUGGGCGCCAUUGGCGCCCGAACAACCGAAUCGCAACUCCACCGGGAACUUGCGUCGGGCCUCAGUUUCCCCAUUGGCUACAAGAACGGCACGGAUGGCAACCUAGGUGUUGCCAUCGAUGCCAUUGGUGCAGCUGCAAAUCCACACCAUUUCCUCGGCGUCACGAAGCAAGGACUAGCUGCCAUCACCAAGACAUGCGGUAACGAGCAUGGCUUUGUGAUACUCCGCGGCGGCACGAACGGGACUAACUAUGAUGCGGAGAGCAUUAAAGCAGCUCGCCAAGACCUGCGCCAGAAGAAGCAGCGCGAGAUCGUCAUGGUCGACUGCUCGCAUGGGAACUCGAAAAAGAACCACCUCAACCAGCCCAUUGUCGCUCAAUGUGUUGGCGACCAGCUGCGGAAUGGCGAGGAGGCUAUCAUCGGUGUGAUGAUCGAGUCGAAUAUUUAUGAAGGGAACCAGAAGGUGCCGCCGGAAGGUCCGUCGGGCCUCGCCAAGGGUGUCAGCAUUACCGAUGCUUGUAUCAAUUGGGAAAUGACCGUUGAAGUGCUGGAGCAGCUUGCUGAAAGCGUACGCGUUCGCAGGACCCUUAGAGUUGCGAAGCAAAAUGGCGUCUCGAGUAAUGGGGAGAAUGUCAACGGGCAUACCAAUGGGUCUGCUUGAAGUGUUUUUUUCUCCCUGCCUUUUCUUUUUUCCACUUUUCUCUUCUUUCUCAAUUUUCUUUUGACCGCCUCUAGAAGAAAAGCACAAAGUAGAAACGACUUGCCCCUUACUUUUUUUUAAUACUAAAUUCAUCUCUUUUUUCAAUUUCCGUUGAAUCCAAUCGAAUCGGUCAAAGCAUGGCGAUACGAAGCAAGAAUCUUUGGUACAAAGGAAACAUAUUUUCAUCAUUUCAGCUUAUGAAAUUUUAACUAAAAUCCUUUAUCCCGCUAAAACAAAGAUUUUUCACCUUUCAUCAACAAUCCCGAAGUUUUUCCUUUCCCUUUCUCUUGGGAACCUUUCCCCCUUCCUCCUCUCUAACCCCCUCCACUCCAAGCCACCCCUUUACAAAGCACAACUGAACGUCUUCUCAUUUCCAAACUGAAACAUAUGAUGAAAAUUUCUUUUAGGAUUUUAGAUAAAUCAGAAUCAGAUUGGUAGAUCAGGGGUCGCCAUUUAUGGGUACUCCAAAAAUUCAU
Molecule: messenger RNA, 1923 nt
Organism: Histoplasma capsulatum G186AR
Lineage: Eukaryota; Fungi; Ascomycota; Eurotiomycetes; Onygenales; Ajellomycetaceae
Product: phospho-2-dehydro-3-deoxyheptonate aldolase
Exons: 3
Coding region: 257-1408 (383 amino acids)
Biological process (GO): aromatic amino acid biosynthetic process
Cellular component (GO): cytoplasm
Molecular function (GO): 3-deoxy-7-phosphoheptulonate synthase activity
Source: RefSeq, a predicted model, not a curated record